GUGGGCCGGGAGUAUCAGUGUCUACACAGGCAGACAUAGCACACUCGGCGAAAGGCUACGAAUCGGAGGAUGAAAACUCGGGCAGAAAGCGGCAGAGGGUCAGCGACGACCGGCCAGCCAGUCGAACGAACAUGUACUCUAAGCAGGAGUUCCGGGAACAAUACUGUAUCAACAACAAACAAUUGGAUUUGCUGGAAUUGGAGAAGUCCAAGAAAGAUCGAUUCCUCGGAUGUCUGUCGCAAUACCACAUCGAGAGUCCAUGUUCCAGAACCAACAGAGCGUCAUUUCUAUCCGUUUGUGUCCGUCGUCGAGUGCCCUCAGAUGAGAAUCUCAACACCGAUUAUGCACCCAUACAACGCUAUCCCAGGUUCGGGCAGCCGUCGCCCGCGCCGGCCGAGCUGCGCGCGCACGACGCCGAGCUGGAGUGCUCGUACUUCCGCCGGCGGCCGCGCUCCGUGUGCAGCCAGCCCGACCCCAAGCGGUACACGUGGAUGCCCGAGGAUGAGGACUUUACGCGCAUGGAGUGGCCACAAUCGGUAAUAGAAGAUAACGCGGGGUGGCCGCAAAAUUACAGUGUCGACCAAAUCGCGUCUGUCAGCCGAGGCGGCUCGCUCCCGCGACCACCUUCUAUAAUCCCUUGCCCUGCCCACACUCCAAUACCACCGCCACCUCCGCCACCACCACUCACCAUACCACCUCACAGAACAAAACACGUCUCUUUCGCUCGUUCGCACACUCUGACUACGUUUGAUGACUCCGUGAUGCCCGCAGCAGUUGGAGGGACUCGCUUCAGGCGAGACUGCGAAAGACUGAUUGAUGGACGGCCGGAGAACAAAGCAUACGCGACACUGCCAGUGAUGUUCCAGCCGUUCGCGCCGUACCCGCAGUACGUGGCGGCGCCCGCGCCGGUGCACUACCCGCCGGCGCCACUCGCGCCGCGCGCCCCGCACGCGCCGCACGCGCCGCUGGCGACACACGCGCCGCCGCCGUCGCGCCCUCCGCACGAGCCCGCUAAAGUCGUCGUGUUGGAUACACUUAAGAAAGGCGUUAUGAGGACGCAAGCAACGCAAACAGAAGCAAGUUUAGGAAAGAAAACCACAAAUUACUUAUCGCUAAGUCCCAGGACGAUCAAAAGGGUAAAAAUGGUAGCGGCUGGUGUACAAACAAAUGGCAUUACUGUUGGUGUCCGAAGGUUAACGAAGUCUUUCUCGGAGGUAGGCGGUGAUCGUUUAGCAGGAAUAGAUUCUAAUGGCGAUGUUACUGCUGCAAUUGAAAGUAUCAUUGCGGGUGAACACGAAAAAUUGCAUAGAACACAAUCAGAGGAACCACCUCGCUCUCCUCGUUCUCCCACUUCUACCAAACCGCCACUGUCGCCCUUACAAAGGGGAGAUUCUGAUGACGUCACAUCCUGUUCCAUAAAAUCAAUAGCUUCAUCACAAGUUGACAAAUCAUCCGAACUUAGUGCUCUUCAAAAACAAACCCAAGAAUACUUUCAACAAAACUUUCAAUUUAUUCACGAAAGCGACAGAGACGACACUAUUGACGAUGACAUUGAAAAUAUAGAAAAAAGUAUGGCAUUAAACAGAAGGAACUUAGAAUACUUACAACAAGAAAUUGCUAAGCAAGCACAAAUUGAUAGAUCUUUGAGAUCAAUCCUUUCGAAAAGCACAAGUGAUGCAUCGCAAAAGACUGUAAAUUCGCAUCCUUUAUCUAAAACAUCUACAUUUCAAUCUGAACCAUCUACCGAAACAUCAGCUACGACAACGGAUGAUAGUGAAAAGAAUGAAAAGGAAAUUAUUAUCGAUUUUGAACCUAGACCAGAUGAUGAAGCUAUACCAUUUACAACCUUAAGAAGGAAAAAUAAAAGAGUAUUGCAAAAAACGUUGUCCGAAGGCGAAAUUUUGCUAGAUGCCCGAAAAACAGAAAUCGGCUCAGGAAGUGAAGGAGUUAAAGAUGCACCAAUAAUCAUGUCAACUAGUCAAGAAAAUAUGACGAGAGAGGACAGAGAACGUGAGGCUAUGUUUAAACAGUAUAUUGCGCAGAAUUACAGCGAAACGCCUAUAAAGGAUGAAGGCAUAUUCCCGUUUGAGCCAGAUGGGUCAUUCAGUUCUUCAGAAAGCAAUGCACCGUAUGAAGACUUUCAUGAAAAAUAUAUUAGUUACAAGCAUGAAUCAUUUAGAAUUCGAAGCGUUAGCUUUGAAGAUAAGACAGAAAAUCAUGAUAAGGAAGAAAUUCCAUUGGACAGUACUGCUAAAUCAAGUCCAGCUUCACCAGAAAUUACAAAUCAUGAUCUUGAAGAGGAACAAAAAGUGAAGCGAACAGUCAUUUCUAAUAAUGUAACAACUAUUCUUGCACCUUUAGAAAAAAAUUCACCAUCUGCAUCCAACGAAUCACUUACUGUUGAUCAAAGCAGAGACCAUUCUGAUGGAAUUUGGAACGAAUCGCAAGCGACUGUAUUACAGUUAGACUCUGGCACUGAUAAUGGCACUGUUGUAAGCUCUUCGGACCUUAGUUCCUUGGCAGCGUCACCUGGAGCAUUGGCUCUAUUAACUCCAACAUCAAGAAGAAAACAACUGUUAUUACUACAACAUCAACAGAGAUCCUCCUUAGAUACAGACGCUUUAGACGAAGAGUUUGAUGCAUCUCAAAGUCAAUCACCAACGUCACCACGCAAUAAGCUAGACACAUCUAGUUCGAGCUCAAUUCAUCAAAUGCGUCCAUCGCUUUCACCACCGGCUGUUGUACCAAAUAUUCCAUUGCCUAUGUUAGCAAUAACAAAACAACCAACUAUCUCUAAAACAUCGCCUUCUCAUGCAAAAAUCAACCACACACCACAAAUUGCAAUAACACAUCCCAGCUUAGAUUUGAGCGACGUUCCAUUUAAGCGAACUCCUAGUUUCAUAAAUAAAAAGCGAGAAAGGGCACUGAGUCCAUCGAGAAGACAAGAAUUAACACAGAAAAAAUCUCAACAAAAAGAACCAAAUGGCACAAUACCAAAUCAGAUGGUACAAUCACCGUCAGAACCAUCAUUGGCUAAAGCAGGAAGCAGUGAGACUAGCUUAGCCAGGACUGAUUCAGGUAAAUUAAAUACAGAUGUGUCAGAGAGUACUACUACAACAGAAGAUUAUGUAACAGCUAAUUCAGAUAGUUCUAAGAAGAGUAAUAGUAAAAACCAAAAUCAUAGUUCAGAAAAUAAUAACAAAGCUCAAGAGGGAUCGUCAUUUGAAAGUGCAUCAAGUUUGUAUUCAUCAACUAAAACGGAUAAUAUAGCGGAAGAUUUAAUCGUGCCAAGUUUUUCACCGCCUUUAGAAAUAAGUGACGAUUUCAUAGUACCUAACUUAUCAUCGCCACCAUUACCAAUGCCAGAUAGAAAAAUAAAGCCUUCCGUAGAAAGAUUUGAAGUUAAAGCAGAAAUCAAUCCUUCGGUAGAGUAUAUAAGAAAACAUAAGACUGAAAUUUGUAAAUCCAAAGAAGAUGUUCCUCCUAGAACAAUAAUUUCAACGCGAGAAACAACUAGCCUUAAAAGCAGUUCAAGUGGCAGUUAUAGUAUAGGAGGGUCUAACCCAAAUAUACUUGAAAGUGUUAUCGAUAAGACUCAAACGGAAAAAAUGAAAGAUUUGCCUGAAAAAACCGAACCCCAAGAAAAUAAGAUCAAAGCAGAAAAAUCUCCAAAGCAAGAACAAAAAGAACAAUCGAUACCAAAAAACAUGGGUUCGCUGUCCGACGAUGAAAGAAGUGUUCAUUACUCUUCGUCAGGCUAUUAUGAAAGUCCAAUAGACGAUGAUGAUGAUGGAGGAUUGACCUACAAACAUUCACAAAAAUAUAGAUCUACAAGUCGUCCCAAACUUUGGUUGUCAGAAGAGAAACGACGAAAAAAGAAAGCUUUUACAUUAGAAUUUUCAAAAUCAUAUGACGAUUCAAUAUCAACUUCUCAAGAUGAUUGGGUUAAAAGAGACAAAGAAUUAAACAAUCAAAGCCACAGGGUAGAAAGAAGUUCCUUGAAAUCGACUCUAUCAAAAUCUCCAUUAGAAGAAAAAAAUCCAGAAGCAAGGAAAAAGAAGACACACUUUUUGGAUAAAACCAAAAGUUUACAGUCUUCACCCAGAGAAACGAUAGAUAUUGAAAAAUCGUUAAGGGAUAAAAUGAUGAAAGAGAAGGAGGCUGACAAUAAACGGCCACUCGAAAGAGAAAGAUACGUAAAAAGAACUAAAUUGAAGGCAAAAAGUCCCACUCAAAGUAAAACUAUAGAUAUCGGCCAUAGAGGAUCGCAUUAUGAAAGAAGAGAAGCACUAGGGUCAAAUAUGAAAUUACAUCUUAAUAUACCUACCUCGGAUGAUUCUAGUGAACAGUAUAAGAAAAACGGUACGAGUAAUGGCAAUAUAUCCCCCAGAAAGCAUAGACGAUUGCGCGACAGUCCAAGAAGGAAAGGAACUAAUUCUUCAAUAGCUAAAUCUCCAACGUCGAAUAAUAAUCACUGUGGCUACUCCUCAAGACCAAGGCGAAAAAGCGGUUCCAACGAAAGCAUAUCAUUACCCGGUAGUUUGCCUCGGAGAAAGCAAUCUAUACCAACGUUACCUUGUAUGAGUUCGUUAGAAGCUGAAGACAUUGAAACUGCUCGAACUCUGACAAGCGCUGGUUCAAGAUUAACUCCUUUGCGCUACGUUAAAAGUCCAACAUCGUCCCCCAGACACCGUAAACAAGAUAAAGACGGAAAGUUCGCAAAGGCGGCUUCAGCAGAAUCCCUCCGUUCCGUUUCGCCAGGCUCCGACUCGGUGUUCUAUUCGGAGCGAACCGAGCACAGCGGCGGCGCGGACGGCGAGGCGCGCGCGCACUGCCUGCACUGCGGCAAGGAGGUGCACAUCGUCACCGCCUCGCACGACCACGACAGCCGCGCCUCUAAGACCUCGCAUACGGACGAAUCUUACGCCGACGCAACACCGGACAUAGUGCCCGCACCGGCCGGUUUCGCUGACUCACCAUCUUGUAUGUCCACGAAGAAACACGCGACUGGCGCUCGCCUUUACAAGAAGCUGGAUAAACGAUACCGCUCGGAAGAUAAAUCCAGGCACUACCGGCAUCGGCAAGAUGUUCGAGCUAAGUCGGAAGAGAGGGGCAAAGAAGAAUACGCGUCAAGUGAAAAGCCCCAAGACGCGCGGAUCGCGCGCUCCGCUGGGAACAGUCUCGACAAACUCGGCGGCUCCCACGCCAGCGUCGAUCCUGAUGAACACGAGGAAUGUUCUGGAAGCUCCGAGGGCGCGGAAGGGCGCGAGCGCGGCGUGUACGCGACGCCGUGGUGGUGCGGCAACUGGAUACUGCUCUCUGAAACCGAUGACCAUUGGACCAGGAUUCCACCUGAUACAUUAGCAUCGCCGGAGCCAAGCCAGGAGGACCCCACGGAGUCGGAGACGGAGUUCAACAAGCGAUACGUCGCGCUCACGCACCGCCUCGUGCACCGACGCGCCUGCAUUGAGCUCAAUAAACGGCAGACCAAUGAUACGUUUGAAAGCGACAAGACGGUGGUAGUGCGUCGUGGUAACGAGGAGUUCGGGUUCCGGAUCCACGGCAGCAAGCCGGUCGUGGUGUCCGCCAUCGAGCCCGACACGCCGGCCGAGACCUCCGGCCUCGAAGUGGGGGACAUUAUUAUAUCGGUUAAUGGAAUCAACGUGCUAGACAAAACACACUCGGAAGUGGUGAAAAUAGCUCAUUCUGGCUCGGAAAUUCUUGAAUUAGAUGUGGCGCGCACGUGCGAGGCGGUGGCGACGCUGGCGCACGAGGGCGGGCCGGCCGCGCUCUACUCGGGCUACCUGUGGCGCGCCGCCGCCCGCCCGCACGCGCCGCUGCGCUGGACGCGCCGCUGGUUCGUGCUCAAGCGGGACAACUGCCUCUACUACUACAAGACCGACUCGAGCAUCCACCCAGUGGGCGCGCUGAUGCUAGUGAACUACCAGCUGAGCGAGGAGGACGCGGGGCGGCCGCACGGCUUCCGCCUGCAGCGCGGCGGCGGCGCGCGCCUGCGCCUCGCCGCCGACUCGCCCGAGGCCUCCGCCAGGUGGCGCGCUGUGCUCGCGCACGCCAUCGACGCCACCAACCAGCGCGACGGUUGGCUGGAAGUGACGAUACGCAACAUGAAGCUGCCGCCGUCGUCCAUCCCGCGGCCCGACUGCUUCGGCUACCUCAUGAAGCUCGGCUCCAAGUGGAAGUCGUGGGCGAAGCGCUACUGCGUGCUCAAGGACGCCUGCCUCUACUUCUACAGCGACGGGAACAGCAAGAGCGCCUUCGGCAUGGCGUGCCUGCACGGGUACCGCGUGGCGAGCUGCGCGGCGGGCGGCAAGAAGUUCGCGUUCGAGGCCGCGCCCAGCGAGCCCAACCAGCGCCACUUCUACUUCCACACCGAGUCCGAGAUGGACAGGAAGCGGUGGAUGGCAGCCCUAGAGUACUCGAUAGACAGAUGGAUGAAGGCCGGUUGACGAAAAUAUUUCAUUUCGGAUUCCUUCGAAUUUGUAUGAACGUCGCAAAUAUAAAUUUAAUGUUUUUG
Molecule: messenger RNA, 6535 nt
Organism: Zerene cesonia (dogface butterfly)
Lineage: Eukaryota; Metazoa; Arthropoda; Insecta; Lepidoptera; Pieridae
Exons: 36
Coding region: 132-6467 (2111 amino acids)
Molecular function (GO): protein binding
Source: RefSeq, a predicted model, not a curated record